Messenger RNA from Cryphonectria parasitica EP155, 3234 nucleotides. RefSeq lists its product as uncharacterized. Gene Ontology annotation, cellular component: nucleus. NCBI's taxonomy places the organism in Eukaryota, Fungi, Ascomycota, Sordariomycetes, Diaporthales, Cryphonectriaceae. The transcript is spliced from 5 exons. Gene Ontology annotation, biological process: protein phosphorylation; mitotic DNA damage checkpoint signaling. Gene Ontology annotation, molecular function: ATP binding; protein serine/threonine kinase activity. The coding region runs from base 792 to 2669 and encodes 625 amino acids. The record is from RefSeq and is a predicted model, not a curated record.
CUCAUCUUGGACUGCUUGCACCUUUGCGCAUUUGCAGGCGCUGCUUUUCCAGACUGUCGGUCCUGUUCAUUGCCCUGGAAUUGACUUGCCAGCCGUCUGACGUAUCUGCCGCCGACCAAUCUCCCUCAUUACGCAGGUCAACAAAACCGACACAGAAGCGACGCAUUCCCUCACCAUCAUCACCACCGUUAUUCGCGACAGCUUUUACCUCACUUUCCUCUCACACUCCGGGUCUCAAAUACUCAUCGACUGACUGUCUUGGGUUGCCACCUAAUACCGUACACCAUAUCACUUCCUCUCGUCCAUUACAGCAAAGAACGAGAUCAUUUACCUCCUUCGCGUAUCUCAGUCCAGGCCGAAUCAGACGAAUCCUGCAUUCCAUCCACGCCGUACAUCCACCUUUCACUACAUCUCUCUUCAGAGAACCGGAAGACGUCUUUUCAAACGCAACUCUGCACUUAUAGAGUGGAGAGACAGAAAGCAAGAAAGGAAGCAACCAGCGUCAUUGGCCGAGACCGUGCCUUAGAAGGCGGCAAGUUGAGAAGAAACUAAAGGGGCAGAAGCACACUACAUUUCCUCCCUUCCACUUUACUGCUGCGACCUUUCACAGCACAGCGAAAGACGAAAGAAACACGUCUCCAUCAUAUUUCCGCCGUGUUCGCCUCUAGAGCAAAGUCUGGGUUCAGCAUUCCUCAGCUCCUGUCUCCAUCGCUCUGGAUCUGGGAAGGCGUUCCCAUUGUUGACCAGUUGAAACACCACCGUCAGACCUCAGGGUUACAUCAUCGCCUACAAUGUCUACGAUACAACAACUGAAGAACUUUAUUCGUCAUGGCAAGCAAGCCAGGGUAGCAAAUAACGGCGACGAGGCCCAGAGGAAGCAAGAGCAUUCGCCCUCACAGUCCCAGCCCGCGGCGGCAACCGGCAAGCCCAUGGCUCACUCCGAUCCUGGCUUCGGCGCGGCUGCUGCAGCACCACAGCCCAUUCCUGACGCCUACUCUGGCGCCCCUGCUGAGCAGGCAAACCGGGCGGCCAGAGCAGAUGGCGUUGCUGCUAAUCACGCCGAGGAAAGGCAGGUGGUCCAAGGCAACGGGGACGGCAAGAACAAGCGCAUGGACGAGGUAUCGAAGUUGGUGGCCGAGGAGAAUGCGAGCCGAAGCAAGUUUCCCCACUACCAAGGCCUUGAGCGGUGGGAGCUGGUAGAGAAGAUGGGCGACGGUGCAUUCAGCAACGUCUAUCGAGCACGCGACCGUGAGGGCAACGCCGGCGAAGUUGCCAUCAAGGUCGUCCGCAAGUACGAGAUGAACAGCAUGCAGGGCCAGAAGCAUCUGCAUCCGGACUUCAAACCAAAGGCUCCCAAAGCCGCAGAGAGGGCGAACAUCCUGAAGGAGGUCCAGAUCAUGCGCCAACUCGACCACCCCAACAUCGUCAAGCUCAUCGACUUCUCCGAGUCUAAGCAAUAUUACUACAUCAUCCUCGAGCUUGCACCCGGCGGCGAGCUCUUUCAUCAGAUCGUCCGCCUCACCUACUUUAGCGAGGACUUGUCACGGCAUGUGAUUCUCCAGGUGGCCAAGGCUCUGGAAUAUCUGCACGAAGUGCAGGGUGUUGUGCAUCGUGACAUCAAGCCAGAGAAUAUCUUAUAUCAACCAAUACCCGUGAUUCCUUCCAAGAACCCGAAACCAAAUCAGCCCGGCGAUGAAGAUAAGGUCGACGAGGGCGAGUACAUCAAGGGCGUUGGCGCUGGUGGGAUCGGCCUGAUCAAGAUUGCCGACUUCGGUCUGUCCAAGGUCGUGUGGGACACCCAAACCAUGACGCCUUGUGGUACCGUUGGCUACACCGCGCCCGAAAUUGUCAAGGAUGAGCGGUAUUCUAAGUCGGUCGAUAUGUGGGCGCUGGGUUGUGUCUUGUACACACUACUGUGUGGCUUCCCGCCCUUCUACGAUGAGAGCAUAGAGGUUCUCACCGAGAAGGUCGCGAAGGGCCAGUAUACCUUCCUGUCGCCGUGGUGGGACGACAUCUCGGAUUCUGCCAAGGAUCUUAUUACCCACCUCCUAACUGUCGACCCCGAGAAGCGAUACACGAUCACCGAGUUCCUCAACCACCCCUGGAUCACGGCCAGCGUGACACCGGCCGUCGAGAAGAAGGCGAACGUCACAGCUGACGGAAAACUACGUGCCUUUGAUGCAAGCAAGUUCCAGGAUGGCGACAGACGCUACGAUUUCCGCUCUCCUGGUGCCGUCAACCUGCGUGAGGUCUUCGAUGUUGGUUAUGCUGUACACCGACAGGAGGAAGAAGCCAAGCGUCGCAAGCAGAUUGGAACCAAAGCUGGUUUAUCGAAACUGGCCGGUCUGAACGAGUCAGAUGAAGAUGAAGAAAUGGUCGAUGCCGGCGACAACACUCAAUAUGUCCACAAGUCAAGCAAUGGUACCCAGGGACUCGAGCAGAGUAUGCGCAAUACCCAAAUAAGUGGCGAGCAGCGUGGUCGCGAGCGCGAGAGGCAGCAGCGGGCGCCAGAGCAAAAGGGCUACGGACAACACUCUGCAGCUGUCACUGCUGCGGCGAGGCAGCAGGUCAAGGAUCGCGCACGGCAAAAGGGUGCUUUUGAGCUGAACCUGGAUGGCGCUACGCUGCUCGGUCGGAGAGGGAUAAAGGCGGCACCGCGGGUGGCAUAGGAGCGCAACCCGCAUCCAAGCGACUACUCUAUCCGAUGCAGAGGCGAUGUGGGCACGUGCCAGGCGAGCGAUCUUGAUGGGAGCUGUACGCCUUUCUAUACCCCAGAGGAGGAGGACGAGAAGAAGAAAGAGGAGAAGGAUAGCCAUUUGCAGCUGUAGGAGACGCUGGGCGAUCUAGAACUUGGUGGCGAGCCUAAGGACGAUGAGACCACGGCCAAUGGCAAGGAAUGGUAGAUGUUUCUGGUAUGGUUUCACGUUGAGAUGUCUCGACUCAUGGUGUCUGUCUGUUCCUCUUCUCAGCACGUAGGGGGGCGGGGGAUUUUCUUUCCCGGAUUCGCAUUUUUUUUCUUCCAUUUAUAGCAUUGGACGUGGGUUCUCCCUGCGCAUUGCUAGCGGCGUGGCAUGACAACAAGAGAGACGAGGGACGCGCCAGUGCAUGGAACAGCACUAGAACAGAUGAGACUUUGUGUGGCGGAGUUGCUCUGGCCGAAACAGUUGAGUUAGUAUUUAGUACACGGUGCACUCAUAACAUAACGCAUGGAGUUCGGCAAUUAUAACUCUUAAC